Didymella exigua CBS 183.55 is the source of this 3717-nucleotide messenger RNA. RefSeq lists its product as uncharacterized. Bases 1 to 3717 code for a protein of 1238 amino acids. NCBI's taxonomy places the organism in Eukaryota, Fungi, Ascomycota, Dothideomycetes, Pleosporales, Didymellaceae. The record is from RefSeq and is a predicted model, not a curated record. The transcript is spliced from 2 exons. Gene Ontology annotation, cellular component: plasma membrane. Gene Ontology annotation, biological process: actin cortical patch localization.
AUGAACUCGUGGUACCGAAACACCUCUCCCCUGCCCAGUCCCUUGCCGGCCUUGGCGGCCUUGCCAAACGCCCUGCGCCCGCUGAACCCCUCGACGGCCAUGUCAAUCUCCCUCUCCGUCAGACGACGCCCGCCCGCGUCCGGCGCCGUGUGCAGCAGCGCGUCCUUGAGCUCGGCGAGAUCGAUCUGGCCAUCGUCGCCGUCGUCAAAGGCCUCGAACGCGGCGCUGAGCUCGUUCGGCCGCGAGAGCCCGCCGAGCAGAUCCGACAGCGUGUUGAGGUAUGUGGCGAGGUUGAUGCUCUGCGCGCCGUCCAGGUACGUGGCGAGCGUCGCGGGCGUCGCGGCGAGACCGAGCUGCGACAGCAUGUCGGCGACGUCGGCGGCGUUGACGUGGCCGUCGUCGUCGCGGUCCAUGACGCUGAACGACUCGCGCAUGCUGUGGAGAAGCGGCGGCGGCAGCCUCGAGAGGGCGUCGCUGGUGGUCUGGCGAAUCAUGGCGGGUCGGGCGGGCGCUCUUGUCUCGACGGGGGGGCGCUGGACCGGCCUCGGUUCGAAUGGUCUCGUCUCGACGGGGAGGGCCUUUUCGACAACCUUCUCCAUGGGCUUCACGGGCAAGAGUGCUUCGAUGGCUCGUCCGACGGCCUUCUCCGCCGCCUUCUCCGCGGCCUUUGGGGGCGAGAGUGGGGCCUCGACGACCUUUGCGGGCGAGAGUGGGGCUUCGACGGGCUUCAGCGACCGCAGCUGCGAGGGCGAACUGGGCGCCUCUCCCGCCGUCUUCAGCCACGGCGGCGCGUUCUGCGAGGCGUUGCUGGUCGUGGUCGGGCGCAGCGGCGCCGGCGACAGGGCCUUUGGGGUGCUCGGCUUCAGUGGCGAGCUGGUCGGCGUCGACGGCCGCGCUGUCGACGGCGAGCCCUGGCGGACGGAGCCCGGGCGGCCAAAGGGUGACUGGCGCGACCCGCGCGCGCUGUUGAAGAAGAGUGGCGACGGCUUCGCGUCUGUGGGAGCCGACAUGAUGUUGUGUCGCUGGCCGUCGUCGAUGGGCGUUGCACGGGCGGCGGGCUGCUCGAUGCGGCGAGAGUGCAGCGUGUUGACGUUCGCGCCUUCCCCAGCAACCGGCGCGCCAGCCGUGUUGAGUGUCGACCUCCGCGCCAGACCAACGCCGGAACGCUACCCCUGUGUGGGGCCUCUAGCGCGACCGAGGGCAGAUCCACGCCAUGCGCGCGACGGCGGCAUCGUGGAGAAGAUGGAAACACACAUGGCUGACGUGAUGGCUCCGAGACCCGGCGGCCUCCAGCGCCAGCCCUCGUUCUCGUCGUUCCCGUCGUUCCCCCCCGCGCGCUCGCCGUCGGUCUCGGUGCGCAACGACCCCAGGAAAGCGCGAUCCCCGCAGCCGCAGAUGGUCCCCGAGGCCGACGACGGCGACGGACAGGGCGCCGCCUCGUCGCGCACCUCGGCCCACUCGCACGCCGCCGCCGCCACCGCCGCCACCGCCGCCGCCGCCACCAUGAGCCGACUGCGCUCGCAGUACCCCGCCGACGCCGUCGAGCGCCAUGUCGAGUACAUCCUGGUCGCCUCGUUCGACAUUGACCGCGGAUCCGUCAUGGAGAACCAGUACCCGGCCGCCAUCAGCGGCGAUGAGACGACGCUGGCCGAGCUCAUGCUGCCGGACCAGGUCCACUCGCGCGCCCAGGACUGGACCAUUUUCUUCCUCCACAAGGACACCACCACCGAAGAGGAGGAGAAGGAGGCCCGGAGAGAGCGCAGGCGCAAGCGCCGGCGGCGAAAAGAGGGGCAAGACGACGGCGAGGCGGGCGCUGCGCCAGACGCCGACGUCGAUGGUGAGGAUGAUGACGACGACGGCGACGAUGGCGACGACGACGACGACGACGACACAGAGGCCACCGAGGAAGAGAGCGAUCCCGAUGGCCCGCCGCUCGUCUACGUCCUGAACCUCGUCAACACCAAGCAGGACAACACGGUCAAGCGCGGCGCUGUGGUGAAAGCCAUGGCCAUCUGCACUCGGCACUCGUUCCUGCACAUCUACAAGCCCCUGCUCCUCUUAGCGCUCGAGGAGUACUUUCGUCACCCUGUCAUCGAGACGCUGGCCUCGCUCUAUAAUGCCCUCAACGCCAUGGACCUGUCGUUGCUGCCUAGGCUGUCGACCCUGGAGAGCUUCGUGCUGCAUGCCACCGACGCCAAGGACAUGUUUGUCGAAAAGUUCGAGCGCAUCAUCCGCCAGCAAAAGGCCGCCGACGCCGAGGGCGCCUCGCUAUCGUCGACCGACUCACACCCCAAGCGGAUUGCGUACAUACCCCCACGCGACACGCACGAGUUCGAGUCCAAGAUCAACUACAACGGCAUCCCCGUGCCUGUCAAAGUCCCGUCUGCGCUCAGCCCGGAGACAGUGGGCGACUUCUCCCUCAUCAAGCUCAUCCAAACCUUCUCCACCCCCCACGCCACACAGCCGCAGCCGUUCGCCCUCCACCCACACCUCACAACAAGCGGCGCCUACACCCAUCCCAUCAUCGUCCUCGUCAACGCGCUCCUCACCCAGAAGCGCAUCAUCUUCAUCGGCCACAACCGGCCGUCCAGCGAAGUCGCCGAAGCAGUGCUCGCAGCAUGUGCGCUGGCAUCCGGCGGUGUCCUGCGCGGCUUUGUCCGCCACGCCUUCCCCUACACCGAUCUGACCAAAGUCGACGACCUGCUCAAAGUCCCCGGCUUCAUCGCCGGUGUCACCAACCCGACCUUCUCCUUCAAGCCAGAAUGGUGGGACGUCCUCUGCGACCUGCCUACCGGCCGCAUGAAGAUCAGCAACCGCAUCGAAGCCGCCUCGCCCACUGACGGAUCGCUCUAUUUCCAGCAACACGGCAUCCCCGUCAGCGGCCCCGGCAGCGCCAUGGCCUCGGAGAAACAAGGCGGCGUCGACACGACCGGCGACAACGCCUUCAUGGAGAGCAUGCUCCAGGCCAUUGCCAACCGCCACGGCGAAAACGCCAUUCGAGCCAAGUGGCGCUCCUGGGUCUUGAAGUUCACCCGCAUCGCUGCCGCGUUCGAAGAGACGGUCUACGGUGCCUCGGCCCUAUACAUCGGCUCGCACGAGACCGACGCCGGCGCGUACGGGGUGUCUGGACACGGAUACGUCUGGCCAGACGAGCACUCUCGGCUGCGCGAACUCGCCGCCAACGUCCACAGGAUCGAAGGCUGGCGCAGCACACGGAGCUACUACAGCUGCGUCCAGGACCUCGCGCGGCACUGGAACAGACGCCCCGUCCGCGGCAUCGACCUACACCACCAACACGACAAACUGCGCUGCUUGAAGCUCACCCACGACCAAUCCGCCGCCAUCUACCUCGCCCUCGCGCGCUGCGUCGAAGAAGCCGGAUCGCCCGCCGCCAGCGCCUCCGGCUCCGACGCCGACCUGCCCAACGCUGUGCAGCACCUCACGCUGGCCAACGACCCGGACCGCCACCCGGGCGCGAAGCUGCAGUACGACACCAUUCUGCAGCUGCUGUGUGUGAUCCCGGAGACCAACACAGGGCUCUUUUAUCUCAGCUUGGGCCUGUUUCAUCCCAGGCAGGAUGUGAGAAUGGCCGUGGUGAAGCUGCUCGAGAGGAUCAUGGAUCAUCCCGCUGGACGGUACUUUUGGGGCAGCUUGGGCAGGUUUGCCAAGCUGGCGUUUUUCAGGGUUAAGAGGGAGGAGGGGGGACCGCCAAAGUGA